Rosa rugosa (rugosa rose) is the source of this 989-nucleotide messenger RNA. RefSeq names its product GTP-binding nuclear protein Ran-3-like. Bases 132 to 797 code for a protein of 221 amino acids. The record is from RefSeq and is a predicted model, not a curated record. Gene Ontology annotation, molecular function: GTP binding; GTPase activity. Gene Ontology annotation, cellular component: cytoplasm; nucleus. Gene Ontology annotation, biological process: ribosomal subunit export from nucleus; protein import into nucleus. The transcript is spliced from 8 exons. Lineage: Eukaryota; Viridiplantae; Streptophyta; Magnoliopsida; Rosales; Rosaceae.
AUUUAAAGCCACGCGCCCCCCCCCUCAUAGCCAUAUAAGUACUCCCCUCGCUCUCUACCUACUUCUAAACCCCAUCGCCGUCUUCUUCUUCCUCCUCCGCUCUCUCUCAUCUCGCCGCCGUCACCAAUCCAAUGGCUUUGCCGAACCAACAGACUGUGGAUUAUCCGAGCUUCAAGCUCGUCAUCGUUGGCGACGGAGGCACCGGAAAGACCACUUUCGUGAAGAGACAUCUUACCGGAGAAUUUGAGAAGAAAUAUGAACCAACUAUUGGUGUGGAGGUUCAUCCUCUAGACUUCUUCACAAAUUGUGGAAAGAUCCGCUUUUACUGCUGGGAUACUGCUGGCCAAGAGAAAUUUGGUGGUCUUAGAGAUGGUUACUACAUCCAUGGGCAAUGUGCAAUUAUUAUGUUUGAUGUUACUGCAAGAUUGACAUACAAGAAUGUUCCUACAUGGCACCGUGAUCUUUGCAGGGUUUGUGAGAACAUACCCAUUGUUCUCUGUGGAAACAAGGUUGAUGUGAAGAACAGGCAGGUUAAAGCUAAGCAGGUGACCUUUCAUAGGAAGAAGAACCUGCAGUACUAUGAGAUAUCUGCAAAGAGCAACUACAAUUUCGAGAAACCUUUCCUCUACCUGGCCAGGAAGCUUGCAGGUGACACCAAUCUUCAUUUCGUCGAGUCUCCAGCUCUUGCUCCCCCAGAAGUCCAGAUUGACAUGGCUACUCAACAACAGCACGAGGCUGAGCUUGUAGCUGCAGCUGCCCAACCUCUUCCCGAUGACGAUGAUGAUGCAUUUGACUAGGGUCCUUGUUAGAAAGGCUUUGCUUCAUUCAAUCCCCAUUGUUUCUUUUCGGGAUCCUUCUGGAAAUUUCAGCCAUAGAGGCAGAAUUUGGAUUUGGUUUUGAGCAUAAUAUUUAUGUAUUGAAUACAGUGGAUCGUUUUAGUUAAGAUGUUACUUUUACUUGUUUUAUAAAGCCUGUUCAAAUUUGCUGCA